Psylliodes chrysocephalus is the source of this 2324-nucleotide messenger RNA. The record is from the annotation of a GenBank genome assembly. Lineage: Eukaryota; Metazoa; Arthropoda; Insecta; Coleoptera; Chrysomelidae.
UUUUAUUCUAACGACAGUUUUCGAAAAUUAUUAACAGAAUAGCGUUUCGUAUUAGAUUACCUAUUAUUUAUUAAAAAUAUUGUGUAGGUACCCAUAGGUGUUUAUAGUGAAUACGGGAAUUAUGAAUUACCUAUUCAUUAUUUUAAUAAAUCCACUUGCACGGACGAAUCUGUUUAAUGUUGCUGCUCAUGAAAUAGGUCAUUCUUUGGGUCUCUCGCAUUCUAACGUGGACGAUGCUUUGAUGUACCCAUGGUACAAAGAAAUGGAAAAUGGUUUUGAUUAUGAAUUACCAGACGACGACAAACAGGCUAUUCAAGUAUUAUAUGGCGCUCCAGAUUACCGCAGCAAAUGGGCGAAAAAUCCUCCUUACCUGCCUGCUUUAACAACUACCACUACGACGACGACCACAACCACCACUACCACAAGACCGAGGGUGGUUACACAUCGACCAAAAAGACCGUACGAUCCAAGGUAUCCACCAUAUGGACAACAUCCCCCAAAUUCACCACAAAGUCCUCAAAAACCGAUGAACCCGAACAAAAAACACUUUUAUCCAAAUGGACAUCCGUAUUAUCCUGAUUGGAAAAAAACGAAUCCAAAGCCAGAACGAAAUUAUCCAGGACGAGUCUUCCCUACUAGAUAUCCAAUUAGAACUCCCGAAACAUAUCCUCCCAGAACUUUUCCACCACCACAGAGAACAUAUCCCCCAAGAACAUAUCCUACGAGAACACCAGAACGAAAUUAUCCAAAAUAUCCUAAUUAUCCACCAACAACUCCGACGAUAGAAGUAACAACCAAACCACCACCAGAUACUUGCAAUACGAGUUAUGAUGCUAUUUCUGUUAUUAGGCGAGACGUUUUUAUUUUCAAAGAUGCAUAUUUCUGGAGAAUUGGAGACAACGGCCUAAUGGAUGGAUAUCCAGCAUUGAUAAGAAGGUUGUGGCAUGGUUUGCCUGAAGAUUUGACACACGUCGACGCUGUAUACGAACGAAAUGAUGGUAGAAUAGUGUUCUUCAUCGGACAGAAAUACUAUGUUUUCUUUGAUAACCAUGUGGAAAGCGGUUACCCUAAACCUUUAACUCAUUUAGGAAUCCCCAGGGAAAUUGAUCAUAUUGAUGGUGCUAUGGUUUGGGGUCAUAAUGGAAAAACAUAUUUUUAUAGCGGAAAUUUAUACUGGAGGUUCGAUGAAGAUAUACAAAAGGUUGAAUUGGAUUAUCCUAGAGAUAUGUCCAUGUGGAAAGGAGUUGGUACAGAUAUUGAUGCUGUAUUUCAGUGGAGAGAUGGUAAAACUUACUUCUUCAAAGGAAAAGGUUUCUGGAAGUUCAAUGACUACUUUAUGCGCGUUGAGCACCAGGAACAGAAGCUUUCAGCACCAUUCUGGAUGGGCUGUACGAAAAAUUACAUAUAUCACCAAAAUACCAAAGAAUAUGAUCAAACUAAUAUGAAUUCAGAACAUAACAUAACAGAAGAGAAAAUACCUUUUAAAGAUUUUUCUAGAGCUGAGUUUUCUUCAGGAUCUUCAAAUAGUCUCAGCGUAUUUUUGAUUACAGUGGUUUUAUAUGUGUUUCUAGAAAGGUACCUUUAGUAUUUAUUUUAAACAAUUUGGCAACAUCAGUUUCUUGCUAAACAACAUUCUUUGUUGAAGAGAAUUUACAAUCUUUCAAUAUUAUGGAGGGCAUACUUUUUUAUCUCUUACCAUAAGAUCACUUAAGAGGGAAUAUGUUUAUACAUACUUUCGCUCUUCAUCUUGUCAAAACCCUUCUUGUAUUGAGAGAUUCUCUGUCAUUUUAACUUAUAGUGAUCCACGACAAUUUUCAGAAAGAAAUACCAAACUAUGAAGUUUAAUUUGAUCAUUGUGAUCCUAUCAAUAACUUAGUAAUAAUAAUAAUAAUCGGAUAUCGCACACAUUCCAAUAUGGUUUGCACAAGUGUAUGUGAAAACUAUAGAGAGUUGGGAUUAGGGCGAGAAGGAAACGAAUUAUAUCAAUGUUCCGGCCAACGUUACAACACCGUCGUAAAAGCUGGCAACGAUGAUAUUUUCUUUUCCUGCUUGCACUUAAUGCUCUCUGUAGUUUUCCCAUCCACUUGGGCAAACUCUAUAGGAAAACGUUCUGUGGUCGACAUUGUAUUUAAAAUAAAUUACUAAUAGAGAUAAUAAAACUAAAGACCGAUAGAAAUGACGGAGUAAAGAAAUGAUAAAAAUGGAAGAUCAAAUUAGAGAAAUCUCGUAACAAGUUUGAAUCUUAAAAAUAGAAAAUGUUUGUAAAAGAUAAUUUAAACUUGAUUCCCUCUUAAUAAUAGUGAUAAAAAUAAUUAUGAAAGGGG